Thrips palmi is the source of this 1536-nucleotide messenger RNA. RefSeq names its product inositol-pentakisphosphate 2-kinase (gene Ipk1). Gene Ontology annotation, biological process: inositol phosphate biosynthetic process. The coding region runs from base 132 to 1508 and encodes 458 amino acids. Gene Ontology annotation, cellular component: nucleus. The record is from RefSeq and is a predicted model, not a curated record. NCBI's taxonomy places the organism in Eukaryota, Metazoa, Arthropoda, Insecta, Thysanoptera, Thripidae. Gene Ontology annotation, molecular function: ATP binding; inositol-1,3,4,5,6-pentakisphosphate 2-kinase activity. The transcript is spliced from 11 exons.
GAUGGGUAAGGAAGGAGUCACGUGGUGUCCGGUUUCCGGUCCAAGAACACCGUCACUACAGCCGCGAACCUUCAAAUUGAUGUGUUCGCGUGCCAUAAGAGCCCAGAGAGACCGCUGAGCACUCGAAGGCCAUGGAUUUCUCGACUCCACCUGAAGACCUAGGAGCUGUUAAAUUUGUGCUGGCGAGUCAUGAGUGGCAGUAUAGAGGAGAAGGGAACGCAAAAAUUGCCAUCAGUUUGCCAGCAGAGAAAAAAGUUGUCCUUUUGCCAAAAUCUGAUAAAACUGAUAAUAUCAAUAAUUCUGAUUUUUGGCACUGGAUCUCUACAAAUGUGAAAUUUAUUAACUGUAUCAUGAAGCCAAUUUUUGGAGACAUGUUUGUUUCAUCACCUUCUCUUGUUUACCUUUCAUCUUAUGACAUUCAGCUCUUGAAUGAAACCUUGGCAUCCGUUAGACCAGAGAAGCGCAAGGACAAGGAGCUGUUGUUAUGUGGUGGAGAGCUAUGCAGUGACCAUGUUUACCUACCCUCAAGUUUGUCAGCUUUCUGCAAGUCCAAGUCUUUUUGUAUUGAAUUGAAACCCAAGCAAGGAGUUUUUCCUCUUUCGGAAAGACAAUUUAGAAACUGUUUGUUCUGUCGAAAACAACAACUGAAGAUGAAGGAGGGUCUUGUUUGUCAAAAGAGCCUCUAUUGUCCUCUAGAUCUUUUCUCUGGGUCUUGGGAGCGUAUGAAAAAUGCUCUCGUGUCACUUCUAUGCUCACCUCAAAACAAUCUAAGAAUUUUUCAUGAUGGAUGUCUUGUAUAUGAUGAAGAUCAUUCAGACAGUGAUUUGCAGAAAGUGCUUAUGGAAUGGCUACCCUCAGUCCCAAAAUCAAAUUUAGUGGAAAGGAUUUCUUCAAUUCUACUGCAGGCUUUGACAAAAGAUUUUUCGGGAAUUGAAGGGGGCAAGGAGUCACCUGGGGGAUGGGUAUUUGAAGGCGCACCACCUUUUGACCCUGAGAUGGAGUCCCAUGUCUACAGCACAAGAGACGCAUUACCUCAUUUGCCUCAACCUCCAUGUAAUUACGACAGCCAGGAGUUACCAGAGGGUUGUAUAUUACGUCGUCUGGUAGAAGCUCAGGCUGUAGAUAAUUUGGGGACAGCUUUAGUUCACGACUUGCUGAAGUCUCAUCAACAAUAUUCAAUUUCAAUGGACUACUCUUUGAAAUCUGAGAGCAUUAAUUAUGUCAACAACAUUCUGAGCAAGGGCUGUAGCUCUGAACUCGAUCCCAUUGAGCGGUAUCUUAUUGCUGCUGUAGCGAGGGACUGUUCCAUUUUGAUAACUUUUCAGGAACUGAAGGAAGAUUGUAAAGAAGCCCAAAACCUGCCUCAAGUAGUGGAUGAAGACUCAAGAACACAUUUUUUAUGCCAUAUUGCUGCUGUAGACUUAGAACCAAAGCCAAUGUCUUGUAUUAAUUCACAAAUGAAAAAAAAGGCUUCCAUCUUGGAGGCGUGUCAACAACCUGUUCUCUGAUUUGUCUGCAAAAUAAAAAUUCAUAUUG